AACCGUUGCCCCGACGAGAGUUUUCUUGUUGUUUGGCUAAGUCGUCUCCGCCAUUUUCUGCCUCUCAUCCAACAGAAUCGUCAAGGGCUUGUCGCUCGGUCUGAUGCAGCAUCGCGACAUUGAACAUCUUACUUCAUGCACUAAACUCGAGUAGUGUUUUUACUUUAUCUUUAUUCUGUAUCUUUUUUAUUAUCGCCUCGUUGCGCGCUCUUUUUCGCUGCUACUCGUAACUUCUUUGCCUCUUGUUUAUUGUGGUCGCAUCUCACUUGUUCGGGGGGGUAAACAACCCUAAGCACAUGGAGACUGACCCUCAGCCUCUUGAAGCCGGCGCAAUGUCGCAGCAUAACCAGCGACAGAGAACCAUGUCGAGGGCAUCUACCGCCUCAAUCCACAGCGCCGCGACGCAACCGACCCUUGACCAGCAAGCCUUGAUGGCGCACCACGGCAGUUUCACAGAUCAGUGGGUUCCGAAUGACCACGCACCCCAAAGAGAUAUGUCGUCAGCGGUUCAACCCAUGUCUACCGGGGAUAUGAUGCUUCGUCCUGCCUCUCAGCUGCAAGUCGGACAAGUCGGACAGUCGUUUUCGAUGAACUCUAGCAUGCACUCCGCCGUUGGGCUUGCUAUGCCGUACGCUCAACAUCCCAACCUGCAUCCUGCUGUAUCAGCCGAAAGCUUCGCAGGAAACACGAGUUUCACAGACGCAGAGAGCCAGAUGAUGGAACGUGAUGAAGCUGACGAAGUUGACUCGCUUGCUGGACGGUCACAAGGCGCGAAACCUGCUUCCAGCCGUACCAGCGCCAACAACGAGCUUGAGAUGCGCCAGUUGUUUCACGCUAAUAAGAACCGCACUCUUGCGGAUGUUGCGAAGGAGCUGCACGGGAAUGAGCGUGGUCCUAAUUCCGAACGCGCUCGUCAGAUUUUCGCUAUGUUAUGGAUCAACGGUGUUUGUACCAAGGGAAAAGGUUCGGUACCUCGAGGGCGUGUUUAUGCCAACUACGCAUCCCGCUGCGCGACGGAAAGAAUAACUGUCUUAAAUCCUGCGAGUUUCGGGAAGCUUGUUAGAGUGCUUUUCCCGGGCUUGAAGACUCGAAGACUCGGCGUCCGCGGAGAAUCAAAAUACCACUAUGUCAAUUUUAAUUUACUAGACGAUCAGCCUACAUCCAGAGAAGCCUCUAUACAGCCCGCGAUCCCCUUCCCGGAACCGGCCCCUUUUGCGCGUUCUUUGAGGUCUGUGUCACCCGCUACCAACUCAUUUGCACUUCCUGUUCUCAUGCCCAACAGUGCCGCGCAGUCUCAAUCGCCCGCGUUGGACGCGCCACAUUCAGCUCUUCCGUCGCCUACGCUCGUGCAGCAACCUGAUACUCCCGCUGGCUCGCGAUCAACGACUUCCAGAACGCACAGCUUAUAUAACCAAUGGGACGUUAAACAUCUCGAUCAGUUACGUUCAUCUAACGCUAAAACAACUAUACGCUUAGCAUUCGUAGAGCCCGAGCAUCCUUCUAAGUCAGCCGGUCCCAUUGUUCUACCUAGGAUCGAGCCAUUUUUACCAAACGGAACGGACCCAGACGCAGCAAUGUCUCUGCAUGCUCUCUACCGAUCCCAUUGUACAUCGCUAGUAGAAUGUAUUCGCUAUUGCAAGGAGAAGGCGUUCUUCCACCUUUACACAUCUUUUCAGGGCACGCUCACCACGCCCGUACAGAAACUCUUUUCUCAUCCCAGCAUCGCCCCGUGGAUAGAAGAGUGUGAUUACGUGCUUUACCAGCGCAUGAUCCAGAUCAUCUAUAUCCUCGUUUUACAAGCCAUCCCCCAGCCUGUAUUGAACGCAUUCGAGAAGAUAUCGCAUCAAUUAGUCGCCCACAUACGCGACUCUUUCCAGGGACAACCGAGACACGUGGUCCAAGCUAAGGAGGCCCCUGCUACGAUUUUUGCCGGUCUACUCGAUCGCACUCUACGAGUUAACCUUACAGCUCACGCGGCAGCGAAUAUGCUUUCCAUUUCUGCCAAUAGGGACCAGAUGUAUAUGGACUGGAUGGAGGCAAUCAAGGUUCGCAAGCUUGCCGAAUGCAUCCCCACCAGAGGCAUGGAUGAUCUAGUUGACCUCUUAUAUCAUGAAAUCCGAGACUUGAUUGAUCCCGUCAACAUCCCUUGGAGUGAAGAGUGUAAAUAUAUCUACGGAGAGAUCGCACUCAACAACAAACGUGGAUUACAGCCGUUAAAUGACUCCAAUGGUGGCUCGGAGUCCUUCCUUGAGCGAUGGGUCGACUUCAUACUAUCGCUCCCGAAACGUUUCCCCUAUGCCACGGCGACAGACAUUGUUUGGGGUGUGCAGCGCGUUGGGCUGGAGGUCAUGCGAGAACUUACUAUGCGCCAGAGUAUUAGUUUUGGGUCGUGGUGGGUGACGAAGUGCUGGCUCGACGAGAUGGUUUCGUUCCUCGCCGAAUACGGUGGUUUCAUGAAGUCGAAGAAUUCACUGCCGCCAGUUGCCAGCGAGAUCAAGUCCCAGGUGGAUGGUAAUAACGCUGCCCUUGGAGGCUCGCGCGUCGGUAGCGACAAUCAAGGAGCUGCGCGUGUCUCCCAGCCGCAGCCGGAUCGUGCCCCGUUCCCGUCUCAGCUCGAAGUCAACGGGGCAGACUCUCUCCACAUGUCAGCGAAUCACGACGACAGCGGAAUCGGGAUUAGAACUCCAGAAGAAGAUUUCCCUAUCGAAAAAUUCGAGUAUCAGGAGGAGGGACAGGAUCAAAGCUUACAUUCUCUCAACUUGGACGAGCCCGUCCAAUAGGGUCGGCAGGGGCAUCCCGGGGUUUAGAGACUAUAUAUUAAUAGUCGGUGUUGGUGUGGUUGUUUUGACUCUUUGCCUCGGGUAUGGUAUAUGACCUACUUCCACGAAGGUAUGAUGGUAUGACCGAACACGAUAGACAGUCAGGGCCCCAUGGUUUGAGGAUUUCGGGGCAUGUACUAGGUCGCAACGUUUAGGUGGUAAUUUUUAUAACGGGCAGGGCGCACAUUUUCGAGGCAGGGAAAAAGAAAUUUCAGGGUUGGACCGGUACAGUUGGUCCUUGAUUUCACCAGGAGAAAGUGCAUCUACGGUCAGGAUGGAGGUGUCUUUUUUUUUUCUUGGCCCCGGGUGUAUAAGGGGCGGCAUGGAUAUUCGCCUUGGUAUUCGGAUAGGAUAGGAGAAGAUCCGAAGGCUUAUGGCCUGUAUGAUACCCGUAGCUAUUUACGUCUAUCCACGCGUAGUCAAUUACGCACUGAGAGAUUGUUUAUACUAUGGUUACCUUUUUCUUACGUGUCUAGUAAGUGAUGGCCAUUGUGUAUAUAUAUAUAUAUAUACCUAAUACCUAUAUGAGGCAUGGCUUACUAUGUACAUAGUAAUAUGAGAAAGAAGUAAAGAUAAUAGAUGAGUUAGGUACCUACCUACUAUUUUGACGAGACGAGUUGAGAUUUUGAAAAUGAGUCAAGGUAAAAACGCAUCAGAUGGC
This is a messenger RNA of Daldinia caldariorum, 3480 nucleotides long. RefSeq lists its product as uncharacterized. Gene Ontology annotation, molecular function: DNA-binding transcription factor activity, RNA polymerase II-specific; RNA polymerase II cis-regulatory region sequence-specific DNA binding. The transcript is spliced from 3 exons. The coding region runs from base 297 to 2780 and encodes 827 amino acids. NCBI's taxonomy places the organism in Eukaryota, Fungi, Ascomycota, Sordariomycetes, Xylariales, Hypoxylaceae. Gene Ontology annotation, biological process: regulation of transcription by RNA polymerase II. The record is from RefSeq and is a predicted model, not a curated record.